AUGACUGCUUCUUCUUUAGGCCGUUCCUCUAAAGUCGAUACUAUUUUUAUUUUAAUCUUUAGCUUCAUUUUCUGGAUUAGCUUACCUUUGUCCCAGUCACAGCUCAUCCACAAUGAUUUCCAACAACAAGUUCCUUCAGUUAAUACUGCAGACUCAUUCUUGCUAAGACCAUCCUUGAAAUUUUUUCGAGAUAGCAAACAAAAUAAUUCUACAUCACAGCCAUUUGGCAAAAAUAUUGUACUUACCAAACAGGAUAAAAUUGCACUAGCAAAAAUAAGCGAAAUAGCGGACAGCAUUUUGAAUCAGUUAGGGCUGUCAUCUGAUUUCAAUGGUCGAAGAUACAAGCCACUGGUGGCACCUAGCUCCUUUCAAAAUGAUGACAUAAAUUCGGUGAUAGCUGAAGCAAAUCAGAACCGUAUCGAUUUGCAAGGUAUUGCUAGUGGACAAAUUCCUGGUUUGGCUCCAAUACCAGUACCAGCUUUUCCUGGACCGCAGGAUGUGCCAGCUAUACCAGGCGUGAACACUAUUCCUGGUCUUAGCAAUUUCAACUAUCUGAUAAGCCAGUUAUUUCCACAAAUGAUCCCACCUACAAAUACACUUCUGGGUUCAUCGAUCAGCCGAUUAGUACCAAAAGGCUACGCUAAAAAUUUGGCAAAAGAUGUCUUUCGAGCUGUUCAUCCAGCUGCUGAGAAUGUCGAUGUCGCCCGCAUGACGGGUCGUUGGUUCCAAGUAAUCAACAGUCCCCAUGUUAUCCGUGAAGCAUGCACAGUGUCGCACUUUGGUGCGCUAACGAACAAUACAUAUAGCGCGACCUUUACAAUCCUGAAGUUUUAUCGUGAAGGGAAUGCCAAUGGCCCACCACGUUUCUCACUUGGUUACGGAUUCAAAUCAGGUGAUACUGGGCAGUUCGUUCUGCACAAUAGCAAUUCGCCGGAUUCGGAACCAUUUUGGAUAAUAAAAAAGGGACCAUUAAACGAAUACAACCAGUAUGAUUAUGUGAUUGUAUCGAACUGGGUCCGAUUUCCUGUAUUUGUGAUUGCUAGAGACCCAGAAAGAUUUCGCAGCGAACACAUGCAGAAUGUAUUGCAAUUUUUGGAAGAUAAUAAUUAUAUAAACGUGAUGACAAAAGCUUUCAACAUGAUCUCUCCCGUGGAUUACAGCCAGUGUCAGUACACGCCAACAUUUUCUGGAGCAGGGCGUUAG
This is a messenger RNA of Brugia pahangi, 1203 nucleotides long. Lineage: Eukaryota; Metazoa; Nematoda; Chromadorea; Rhabditida; Onchocercidae. The record is from the annotation of a GenBank genome assembly.